AUGUAUCCUGAGGCAUGCUUUUCUGAUGUGGUUGAUCAUGAGAGUCACUUGUUCUUUGAAUGUAAAUUCUCUUCGCAAGUUUGGCAUAUGGUGAGACAGAAGGUGGGUAUGGAUACGGUUCAAGCAAAGUGGGUGGAUAUUGUUAGUUGGUUACUUGCUCGGUCCAAGUCAAAAUUAGCUGCUGAUUAUGUUGCCAGAUUGUUAGUGGCGGCUAAUGCUUAUGUCAUUUGGCAGGAGCGCAAUACUAGGCUUUUCAUGAAUCAAAUGAGACUCCCAGAGACUGUUAGUACUCAAAUCAUACAAUUGGUUCGGUAUAAGUUGAUGGGCGCGAGGCUGAAGAAUACUGGAAAUGUGCGUAGGCUUCUAAGAGACUGGGAGAUCCAUGGCAAAGAAACUAUUGAUGAUGGUGGCUGA
Helianthus annuus (common sunflower) is the source of this 414-nucleotide messenger RNA. RefSeq lists its product as uncharacterized. The transcript has 2 exons. The coding region runs from base 1 to 414 and encodes 137 amino acids. The record is from RefSeq and is a predicted model, not a curated record. NCBI's taxonomy places the organism in Eukaryota, Viridiplantae, Streptophyta, Magnoliopsida, Asterales, Asteraceae.